Mauremys mutica (yellowpond turtle) is the source of this 737-nucleotide messenger RNA. Its product is annotated as killer cell lectin-like receptor subfamily B member 1B allele C. The record is from RefSeq and is a predicted model, not a curated record. Lineage: Eukaryota; Metazoa; Chordata; Testudines; Geoemydidae. The coding region runs from base 15 to 737 and encodes 240 amino acids. The transcript has 6 exons.
CCUCUGUACUUGCCAUGGCUGGAGAAAUAAUUUAUGCUGAUUUAAAAAUUCCAGGAGCCAGUUCCUCUUCAAGGCCACCACAACCAUCUCAGCACUUCAGUUCCCCUCCAUGUCCCCGGUGGCAUCGCAUCGCUGUAGGGGCCGGAUGGGCUGGGAACAUCGUCCUGACAAUAGCUGUGAUAGCCCUGGGGGUUUGGGUUUCCCAGUUACAUCUCUCUUGUGAAGGACAGACCAGAGGAACUCUGAAUACAUCGGAGAAUAAUGAAGCAGAGUGCUCCUGCCAAGAGGAUUUCCGGUCUCGCUUGAAACCAAUUCUAUGUGAACCCCACAAUGGCAGCUUGGCAGAGGGCUCCGGGUGCAAACUCUGCCCCAGCGACUGGCUGCUGCGUGGGGACAAGUGCUACUGGCUGUCUAAGGAGCGUAAAAACUGGACUCGGAGCCGUGAUGACUGCUCGGGGAAGAGCUCUCGCAUGCUCGUGAUCCAGAACCAGGAGGAGAUGGAGUUCAUACAGGAUGUUACACAAGAUGCAAACGGUGCCUGGAUUGGACUUAAAGUGACAUCCCCAGGGGGGAAAUGGACCUGGGUGGACGGUUCCCCAUUAGAUCCAAUGCUCUUCUCAGUCUCAGGCUCUGCUGAAGGGAACAGCUGUGGCUGGAUAGGAGACAACCAGAUUCAGUCUGAGACCUGUGGUGCUGAGUUCAAAUGGAUCUGCCAGAAAGAAGCUACCGUGAUAUAG